Messenger RNA from Lacerta agilis (Sand lizard), 1503 nucleotides. It is a transcript of the gene PEX3, whose product is annotated as peroxisomal biogenesis factor 3. Gene Ontology annotation, molecular function: protein-macromolecule adaptor activity. The transcript is spliced from 12 exons. Gene Ontology annotation, biological process: protein import into peroxisome membrane. The record is from RefSeq and is a predicted model, not a curated record. Lineage: Eukaryota; Metazoa; Chordata; Lepidosauria; Squamata; Lacertidae. The coding region runs from base 85 to 1206 and encodes 373 amino acids. Gene Ontology annotation, cellular component: peroxisomal membrane.
GGGGCUUGAGGCUUUGCGGCGGCUGCGCUACGGCGAAGAGGCGAAGGAGGCAGCGCCGAGCCCUUGCUUUCCGCGGACGCCGCGAUGCUGCUGGCCGUGUGGGGCUUCCUCAAGCGCCACAAAAAGAAAUGCUUCUUCCUGGGCGCCUUCGUGGGCGGAGUUUAUGUACUUGGAAAAUAUGGACAGAAAAAAAUGAAAGAAAUCCAAGAAAGAGAAGCUGCAGAAUACAUUGCACAAGCACGAAGACAGUAUCAUUUUGAAAGUAACCAGAGGACUUGCAACAUGACAGUCCUGUCAAUGCUUCCAACAUUAAGGGAUACUUUGAUGUAUCAACUGAAUUCUGAGAGCCUCACUUCACUGCUGAAGAAUAGACCAGCCAACAAAUUAGAAAUAUGGGAAGAUUUGAAGAUUAUAAGUUUUACAAGAAGCAUUGUAGCUGUAUAUAGCACAUGUAUGCUUGUAGUUCUUCUACGAGUACAGUUAAAUAUUAUUGGUGGAUACAUCUACCUGGAUAAUGCAGCAGUUUGCAAAAACGGCACAACACCUCUAGCUCCCCCUGAAGUCCAACAGCAAUAUUUAUCAAGCAUUCAGCACCUUCUAGGAGAUGGUUUGACUGAAUUAAUUACUGUGGUUAAAAAAGCUGUGCAGGAUGCAUUUGGGAGUGUUUCUCUCAAACAUGCUCUUUCUCUCUUGGAUUUGGACCAGAAGCUACAAGAAAUUAGAAAGGUGAUAGAACAACCUGGAGAUGGGUCGUCAUCUGAAGACACUGGAUCCCAGUCUCUGCUGUGUCAUUACAUGAUGCCAGAUGAAGAGAAUCCAUUAGCUACGCAGGCCAGUGGACUUACAGAAGGAGAUGUGGCUACUAUUAAAUUACUUAAUGAGACAAGAGACAUGUUGGACAGUCCAGAUUUCAAUAGAGUUUUGAGUUCAUGCAUAAAUAGAGGGUUCAGUCGCUUAUUGGACAACAUGGCAGAAUUCUUCAGACCCACUGAACAGGACUUGUGCCAUAGUAGUUCCAUGAACAGUCUUUCUAGUGUCAGUCUUCCUUUAGCCAAGAUAAUUCCAAUAAUAAAUGGGCAGAUUCAUUCAGUCUGCAGUGAAACACCUAGCCAUUUUGUUCAGGACCUCCUAAUGAUGGAACAAGUGAAAGAUUUUGCAGCUAAUGUCUAUGAAGCUUUCAGUACCCCUCAACAACUAGAGAAAUGAACUGCACAGCGGGGUGUACAUAUGAGCCGUAGUGCCCAGUCCUGUGAAUACUUCAUUUGAUAACGAAUCUCAUCAGAAUGGUACAAGAUUACUAAUCCCUGCAAAAAGAAUGUCUUUUGAGAAAAUCCAACAGUUAGGUUUUAUAUUGAUAGAGCUCACCAGACUUAAGUAAAUUUAAGGGGGAGUAUCAUGACACCGCAAGCCUUUGUGCUGAGGCAGUCUGAGUUACAAAUCACUUGUUUACAAAAGACUAAAAUAAAUCUGCCUACAGUAAGUCCUCUCCCCCCCCCCGCCCCC